Molecule: messenger RNA, 981 nt
Organism: Baudoinia panamericana UAMH 10762
Lineage: Eukaryota; Fungi; Ascomycota; Dothideomycetes; Mycosphaerellales; Teratosphaeriaceae
Exons: 2
Coding region: 1-981 (326 amino acids)
Molecular function (GO): oxidoreductase activity
Source: RefSeq, a predicted model, not a curated record
AUGGCGAAAAACUACAUCGAGAACGUUGCUAUCGUUGGUGCAGGCGGUCACGUCGGAAGCUAUAUGUCGAAAGCCUUGGUCGAAGGCGGCAAACACAAGGUUACUGCAAUCACUCGGCCAGACAGCACAGCCAAAAUUCCCACUGGUGUUGCUCGUGCCGAGGUCGACUACAGCAGCCAUGACUCACUUGUCGAGGCUCUUAAAGGCCAAGACUUCCUGAUCAUUACGAUGAAUGUCAUGGCGCCACCAGGCUCCCAGGAAAAGCUCGUAGAUGCAGCACUCGAUGCCGGUAUCAAGUUCAUCAUGCCGAACGAGUACGGCGGGAAGUAUUCUGACGAGAAAUAUGCUCAAGAAGUCGUCCUCGGCAUGAGUGCACUUAAGGUCCGUCGUUACAUCGAAGAAAAGGGCGGCAACAACAUGCACUGGAUCGCACUGUCAUGUGCCUUCUGGUAUGAAUUCUCCCUGUCUGGAGCCGAGAUGCGCUUUGGGUUCGAUUUCCUCGAGAAGAAGUUGACGCUCUUUGACAACGGUGACUUCAAGAUCACCACUUCCACAUGGGACCAAUGCGGCCGGGCCGUAGCUAAAUUGCUCUCACUGCCAAUCGAGCCAGAAUCACCGGGCCAGCUGAGUGUAAACAGUUACAAAAACGACGCUGUCUACAUCUCUUCAUUUUACACCUCCCAGCGCGAUAUGCUGGCUUCCGUGCUGCGUGUCACUGGGCAGAAGGAAUCUGAAUGGACCAUUACCCACGAGAACAGCAGGGUCAGGUAUGAACGUGGUCAAGCCAUGUUCAAGCAAGGCGACUUCCACGGCUUCGCCAUACUUCUAUACGCUCGCAUGUUCUUCCAGGAUGGGUCGAGCUUGUUCCUGGAAGACUUGCAGAAUGAGAAGUUGGGACUUCCGCAGGAGGAUCUGGACAAGGCCACUGCGUUAGCCGUCAGGUUCGUUGAGUCUGGAGAACACAAGGGCUGGGUAUUUUAG